AUGGGGACCCAGGACGGAGCAGAGCUCUGCUUUCCAGAACUCAACACCUCCUGCAGGAAGCCGACACCUCCUUGGUCUGAAGCUGUGCUCCUGAACAUUCUUCUGUCCUUCAUCUCUGCGCUCAUUGUAGCUCUCAACCUGCUCAUCAUCAUCUCAAUCUCCCACUUCAGGCAGCUCCACACACCCACUAACAUCCUCCUCCUCUCUCUGGCUGUCUCAGACUUUCUUGUUGGCCUCCUGCUGAUGCCAGUAGAAAUCUUCCUAAGAACAUCCUGUUGGUUUCUUGGUGAUCUCAUGUGUUCGCUGUAUAAUUAUGUGUCCCUCAUCAUCACCUCUGCUUCAAUAGGAGACAUGGUGCUCAUAUCAGUCGACCGUUAUGUGGCUAUUUGUGACCCUCUGCAUUACACCACCAGAGUCACUGGCAGAAGAGUUAAACUCUGUGUUUGUCUGUGUUGGAUCUGUUCUGUUUUCUACAGUGGUCUCUUUGUAAAGGACGACCUGACUCAACCAGACAGACAUAGUUCCUGUUAUGGAGAAUGUGUGAUUGUCAUUAAUUAUGUUGCAGGAGCUAUUGACCUUGUUUUGACCUUUAUUUUUCCAGUUACCAUCAUCAUAAUUCUGUACAUGAGAGUAUUUGUGGUGGCUGUGUCUCAGGCUCGUGCCAUGCGCUCUCACAUUACAGCUGUCACUCUCCAGCGUUCAGCUUCUCUAACAACAAAGAAAUCUGAGCUGAAAGCAGCCAGGACUCUUGGUGUUCUUGUAGUUGUGUUUCUAAUAUGUUUCUGUCCAUAUUACUGUGUUUCUCUUGCAGGGGACAACUUGCUCAACACCUCAUCUGCAUCUAUUGUGCUCUAUCUCUUCUAUUUUAACUCCUGUAUAAACCCUGUGAUCUAUGCCUUGUUUUACCCCUGGUUUAGAAAAGUUCUAAAACUAGUUGUCACUCUUCAGAUACUGCAGCCUGGUUCUCAUGAGGCCAACAUACUGUAGAGAGGCCGUGGAGUGACUGAGAUGACACCAUCUCCAUAGAGACAAAUUAAUAUGUUCAUGUUGUUCAGUGAGUGAAUUACCAAAUCCAGAGAAUGAAAAUAUGAGGCAUGUAUUUUUUAUGAACAAAAACACCUCUAGAAAUUAUUUCAAGCACUCUGUGUGUUGCUAUCAUUGACAGUUUCACAUGAAAUGUUGUAUCUUUUUUGAUCAUGGUGUGUAGUUUGUGAAUUCACAAAUUCACUACUCCCCUCAAACUACA
Messenger RNA from Lates calcarifer (barramundi perch), 1246 nucleotides. Its product is annotated as trace amine-associated receptor 13c-like. Lineage: Eukaryota; Metazoa; Chordata; Actinopteri; Centropomidae. Bases 1 to 987 code for a protein of 328 amino acids. The transcript has 2 exons. Gene Ontology annotation, biological process: G protein-coupled receptor signaling pathway. Gene Ontology annotation, molecular function: trace-amine receptor activity. The record is from RefSeq and is a predicted model, not a curated record. Gene Ontology annotation, cellular component: membrane.